GCCACGCCAGCGUCGGACAGCUUCCCUGAUGCGGGCGCCUACGACUCCAUUCAAGACUUCGACCCGAAUUCCAUCGAGAAGCCAAAUCCGGCAGACAUCUCCGAUUUCGAAGUGAAGCUGCGCUCCCUUCAUGCUGAUGCCAUGGCCAAGCUUCGAGUGCGCCUAUUUGAGGAGCGUGGAGACGUGGCGGCUGCCAGCAAAUAUGCAAACUUCCUCGAGUACCGGCAGUGGCAGGUCGGUGUGGAGAAGCAGAUUGUCUCCGAGCUCGUGGCAGCUAUUCAAGAAGAG
Molecule: messenger RNA, 288 nt
Organism: Symbiodinium pilosum
Lineage: Eukaryota; Dinophyceae; Suessiales; Symbiodiniaceae
Source: the annotation of a GenBank genome assembly